This is a messenger RNA of Meloidogyne enterolobii, 281 nucleotides long. NCBI's taxonomy places the organism in Eukaryota, Metazoa, Nematoda, Chromadorea, Rhabditida, Meloidogynidae. The record is from the annotation of a GenBank genome assembly.
CCUAACCCUCUUUUAUUUUUCAGCAAUGAGCUCAUCAAGAUCCGGCCCCCUGUCGGCAUUCUGAAACCUGGAAGCUCGGCGACGGUUAGGCUUCUUCUCCUGACCAAGGAAGACCUGCCAGAGGACGACCGCCAAUGUUUACGUCGCGGUCUACAACCACGACACCGAAGACUCGAACACGAAGGCGCGAAUGCAGUGGGACAUGGUCAAGAAGGAGCAGGGCAUCAAACGUCUCUACGUGCGCUUCGAACGCGAAUAGGACGGAAGCGGAAGAUGCGUGA